CUUUUUGUUGCCAUCAAUUGGAACGCCGGUGGAGGUGGUGCUUUCGCUGUGAUACCACAUAAGAAUGUUGGUAAGUCUUAUGCCAUUCAGAUAAUGUUAUUUGAUGAAUAUUACCGAUUUAAUCUAUUGGAUACGGAUUUUGCGACCUUUAAUGAUUAUGUUAUUGCGUCCGGUUCCGAGGACUCUAAGGUGAUGAUUUGGAAUAUUCCAGAGGAACUUGGAGAACCUGAAUCUCCUGAUAUUGCGCCGGUCGCUAAAUUGAAUGGCCACGGACGGAAAGUGGGUCAUGUUUUAUUCCAUCCCGUAGCGGAUAAUGUACUUGCUUCAACAUCAGCUGACCUUACUGUAAAAUUAUGGGAUAUUGAAAAAGGUCAAGAAAAACAAACACUCCAAGGUUUCUUAGAUUUUAUACAAUCCAUAUCUUGGAAUUAUAAUGGUAGUUUAUUAGCUACGACAUGUCGUGAUAAGAAGCUUAGAAUUUUUGAUGUUCGCUCUGGAAAUGUUGUUCAAGAGGCAUCCACUUAUAAGGUUUCUAGUAAUACCAUUGAACCAAUUUCUUUUGUUGUGCCAAGAAGGUCUGAUGCAUUCCAAUCAGAUUUAUUCCCUCCAGCAUUGAGCGGUGAACCGGCUCUCUCAGCAGACGAAUUUUUUGGUGGUAAAAAUGCCAAACCUAAAACUAUUAGUUUAGAGCAUGGAUUUCAGGCCAAAGGGAAGAAAGAAUUUGUUUCUUCUGCACCAAAGGAAGAAGAACCUGUUGCGCAAACUCCGAAGACUGAAAAAGAAUACCAAGAUGCAUAUCAUCAACUUCGUCAAGAAAAUGAUGAUCUUCGAAAUCAGUUGGCGCAGCGCGAUGUGACAAUUCGAGCAUUAACGAUUCAAUUAGAACAGCUGAAGACAGGAUCAUCUUAA
Molecule: messenger RNA, 909 nt
Organism: Racocetra fulgida
Lineage: Eukaryota; Fungi; Glomeromycota; Glomeromycetes; Diversisporales; Gigasporaceae
Source: the annotation of a GenBank genome assembly